Messenger RNA from Cornus florida, 789 nucleotides. RefSeq lists its product as uncharacterized. The transcript has 2 exons. NCBI's taxonomy places the organism in Eukaryota, Viridiplantae, Streptophyta, Magnoliopsida, Cornales, Cornaceae. The record is from RefSeq and is a predicted model, not a curated record. The coding region runs from base 1 to 789 and encodes 262 amino acids.
AUGCACGGUUCCAGCAAUGGGCUCAUAUGCUUGUCUAAUGAAGGCACAGGCACCGUAUUCUUAUGGAAUCCAGCACUCAGAAAAUUAAAGACACUCCCAAACUCUCUAAUUUUGGACUCCAAGUCCGAUCAUUUGGCAUUUGGGUUCUAUCCCGGAGUUGAUGACUACAAGGUUGUGAGGAUUUUCUACUGGCACGACAUGGAUAUGCCCUUCAAAGAUCGAUUCCUAAUUGAGGUUUAUAGUCUUAACACGAACUCUUGGAGAAGAAUUGAUGUUGGUCCUUCAUGUUAUAUUUUUCCUCAGAAACCUGCAAUCGUGAUUGGAGCAGUAUACUGGGUUGGAAUGAGGAGACCUGAUGAGGGUGAUUGUUCUCUCCUUAUGCAUUUCGAAAUGGGUGAUGAAGUUUUUGAAAAGUGUGACAUAUGGACAAUGGAGGGUGGCAAAUUGGGUUGUUGGAUAAAACGAUUUACGGUUAAUGUUAAUAUCCCUGACCAAUCUAAUAUCAUUAUGCUAGGCUUGAGAAAGAGCGGUGAACUGCUACAAGCAGAUUCCCUAGAAGAAUUCAUUAAGGGUGAUUGGCUGUUAUCUUAUAAUUUUGAGACCCAAAGAGCUAAAGAUCUAGGAAUCCACGGAUAUUUGGGGACUUAUAGUGCAUAUUCUUAUGUGGAGAGCUUUAUUCAACUUGAUGGUGCAGAGAGUCUUUUUUCCGGCCACUUGAUAAUGGAAAUUGAUUUAGAAAAUGCUUGUGAUGCAGCUAUAUUUACAGGGAACAUCGAUCUCAAGAAGUAA